AUGGCGCCUUGCUCCCGCCUCCGCUCCGCGCGCAAGACGCCACGGUGAGGGGAGAGGGUUCCCCACAUACCGAAAAAAUUGAAAGAUCUGUGUGUUUUUGUGUUUGCAGAAUCGUGACUUCCCUGCCUACCUGGGUCGGAGGUGUCAUGCGUGUCCCUCUGGCCGCCAGCAUUGCGUUUCUCUGUGCGUUGAUGGGCAUGGCAGCCACUGGUAUCCCUUCAGAAAGGCAGGCCUGCCUCCAUGGCCAUCGAGAUCUUUCAGCACGCUGUCUGUUGUGUGUGUUGCGUUGGUCUGUGCAGGCGAGUCACCUGGCGAGACGUCUGGCGAGGCAGUCGCUGCUGCUGCUGGCGAUGGACAGACCAAUCAGCAUGGUGUGCACUCACACAUGCGACACGCCCGUCUCUCUUCACACAGACAUUGCACCCCUGAUUGAUGUGUCUGCAUCUCUUUGUCAGAUGGCUCCCUCCGCCGAGGCAGAGCGGCAGAGGCUGACGAAGCAACUUCAAGGGGGUCAUCAUAUCAACAGACGAGCAUGACAGACACAUCAAAGCAAUCCCUAUGUCUGCGUGCCCACAGGCAGGGCUCUCGCUCCGACAAGCAGCUUGGUCGAAACAGGUGAUGAUGAUGGCCACCACGGUGAAAUCGGCAACAAAUAUGGCAUUGACGAUCUUCGAGAGCCGGGCCCUGUCGAAACAGGUCAUCGCGACCACGUCGAGCCAGACCCACCUGAUGACGAUUACGAAGACGAUGUCCCCAGUGGUGUGUAUCUUUCGACACUGUCCUGUCCUGUCCUGCUGACGAUUUUGAUCGCCUCCUUGAUGUCAGCCUGUUCAUGCUGAGAGAUAUGGUGCGGGCAAGGCCGACACUGAGGGCCCAUGCGAAAGUCGACAGCAGGACAGAUUAUAAGAGUCGACAGCAUGGGGACGGCAGCCGUGAGAGGGUUUUCGUGUUUGCGUUGGCUGCCAUUUCCAGCACGACACCGUGUCUAUCUGCUCACCCUGACAGAAGUGGUGUAAGCGGGCCGACACGAGAGGGAUACGGAAAAGUCGACAGCAUACAGUUGCCGUGGAUUGAUGUGCCUCGAAUUAGCCUCUGAAUUCGUCUCUGCGUGUGCGUCUGCGUGUGCGUGUGCGUGUGCGUGUCUGUAACUAUGAGGCGUCCUGGUGUGGAUUGCUGGCGUGAGAGACUGCUCGGGUGUCGAGCAAAUGCGUGUAUAGCUGUUAAGGAGACCGAAUGGUGCUCACCGUUU
Messenger RNA from Vitrella brassicaformis, 1249 nucleotides. The record is from the annotation of a GenBank genome assembly. NCBI's taxonomy places the organism in Eukaryota, Vitrellaceae.